UUAGUGCAAAAGUACGGAAAGUGCAAGCAACGCGAACAAACCCAUUAUAUGGAAGUUUGUGGUAGACGUUUGUAAUCGCCGACAUUUCAAACUUGGUGAUCGUAUUGUUUCUGGAUCAAAGACAAGAGCUAACUCAAGAGAAAAAGGGAGAAUCUCAAGAGAGUCGCGUGUAUUUGGAUAGCUGAUUAAUUGACAUCAGAAUACAGUCGAACAUUCUGUAAAUACGUAACGUCGUUUAGUGUUCAAACGAUCUCCGUAUAUUCCCUAGAGUUAAUCUACAAGUUCUUUCAUCAUGGUUAAUGUUAACACAAGAGUAUUUUUCGACAUUGAAGUUGGUGGACUGCCUAUGGGCAGAAUAGUCUUUGAAUUAUUUUCGGACAUCUGCCCCAUAACGUGUGAGAACUUCCGUGCACUAUGUACUGGAGAAAAGGGAUUGGGAAAAACAACAGGCAAACCAUUGCAUUAUAAAGGCAUUGUUUUUCAUAGGGUUGUUAAAGAUUUUAUGAUUCAAGGAGGAGAUUUCUCAAUAGGUAAUGGGACAGGUGGCGAAUCCAUUUAUGGUGGUAUAUUUGCAGAUGAAAACUUUAUUAUGAAACAUAACAAGUCAUUCUUACUAUCAAUGGCAAAUCGUGGUAAAGAUACCAAUGGAUCACAAUUUUUCAUUACAACACAACCAGCGCCUCACCUCGACAAUGUCCAUGUGGUUUUUGGAGAAGUAGUGUCUGGGCAAGAGAUCGUUACGCAUAUUGAAGGACUUCCAGUAGACCGAAUGUCACGUCCAUUGCAAGAUGCUAAGGUUGUGAACUGUGGCGAAUUAGUCCUGAAGCUCAAAAGUAAAGCGAAGAAACGAGAAGCGAAACAAAGUAGUUCGGCGGAUUCCGAAUCUGAUUCUUACACUGACAAGACAAAAAAGAAAAAGAAGAGCAAGAAAAGUAAAAAGAGAGCAAAGUCGGAAGAUGGUGAAAUUCGGGAUUCUAAUGAGGAAGAAGAUGAACAACCUCAUCCGCUAGUAUCUGUCACCAAGAUUGAUCCCGAUGAGAUUCCAGAAGUGCCAGCAAAUAAAUUCUUGUACAGAGCGGGUUCCACUAACAAUGCGAAUCAGAAGGAAUUUAGACAGCAUUAUGGAAGAGAUCGUGUUCGCUCUCAUAGAAAAACUGGUCGUGUUUUCAAGGGUAGAGGAAUAUUCCGAUAUCAUACUCCUUCUCGGAGUCGUUCCAGAAGUAUAACACCACCUCAUUGGAAACAAGCUCAAAAUCGUACCAUCAAAUUGCAUGAAUUUCAGAAAAUGGAAAAAGAACGUGUCAAGAAAGAAGAGGAGUCCAAACAUGAAACCGAUAGAAUUAAAAGAUUCAUAGAAAAUCCAGAUGAAAAUGAUCAAGUACCAGAUGUUGACCAUAAUAUAUGCACAACAGAAUUAAUGGAAAAUAAAGAGAAUGAUCAAAUAGACGAAAUGGUGACUAUAACUAAAAUGCAGGAUGAUAACGCGAAGAAAAACGUGGAGGGAAAUGAUAUUACACAGAACAAAGAGGAAAUUAAGCAUAAUAAAAAUGAGAAAUCGUUCAAACGUGACGUCAAUCGAUCCUAUAAUGAUAGAAGCUCCCGACGUGAUUCCAGAGAUAGAAGUAGAAAACGUGGACGUUCUCGAUCAAGAGAUCAUCGAAGAUCUAGAGAGCGAGGUUACGAUCGUAGUGGAGCAAGUCGCGAUAGACGGAAUCGGAGAAAUUAUUCUCCUCGUAGGCGAGAUUUUUACAGAACUAGCAGGCCUGGAAGAGAUACUUACAGGCACUACGAUAAACGCAACGAUCGACGUCGGAAUGAUUCUAAUUUUCAUCAGGACAACGAUUUCAACUUCCGCUACGAUAAGAACAAACAUAAAAGAAACGAUAAUGCAUCGGACAUGAGUCAAGCGAAAUUUAAACGCCGUUCGCGAUCAAGCAGCUCAAGUAGCCAGCACUCCAAAGAUUAAUCUGAGUCAUUUCACGUUAUCCGUUUCGCUUAUUAUUGAUACCAACGAAAUACUAUUAAAAAUUUGGAUAAA
Molecule: messenger RNA, 2038 nt
Organism: Pogonomyrmex barbatus (red harvester ant)
Lineage: Eukaryota; Metazoa; Arthropoda; Insecta; Hymenoptera; Formicidae
Gene: Moca-cyp
Product: nuclear cyclophilin protein Moca-cyp
Biological process (GO): protein peptidyl-prolyl isomerization; protein folding
Cellular component (GO): cytoplasm; mitochondrion
Molecular function (GO): peptidyl-prolyl cis-trans isomerase activity; cyclosporin A binding
Source: RefSeq, a predicted model, not a curated record